Molecule: messenger RNA, 998 nt
Organism: Filobasidium floriforme
Lineage: Eukaryota; Fungi; Basidiomycota; Tremellomycetes; Filobasidiales; Filobasidiaceae
Product: Shwachman-Bodian-diamond syndrome protein
Exons: 6
Coding region: 89-853 (254 amino acids)
Biological process (GO): ribosome biogenesis; cytosolic ribosome assembly
Source: RefSeq, a predicted model, not a curated record
UGAUCUCGUCGGUUUCCUUCUCGACUUCAGGACAAGCAUCACACUGUAUCAAUAGGUUUCCAAAGAACUAGGGAUCAAUUCACCCGAGAUGCCCAUCAAUCAGCCUUCGGCGUCGAUCAAGUUGACGAAUGUCAGUAUCGUGAGGAUGAAGAAGGGUGGGAAACGAUUCGAGAUCGCAUGCUACAAAAACAAGGUCGGCGAAUACCGCUCAGGCGUAGAAAAGGAUGUCGACGAGGUCUUGCAGAUCUCUCAAGUCUUUACCAACGUCUCCAAAGGUCAAGCGGCGCCCACCGCUGACCUGAUGAAGGCGUUCAACACGACCGACACGCAAGAGAUCGUCAAGCAGAUCUUAACAAAGGGCGAAUUGCAGGUCGGUGAAAAGGAACGAGAAGCCAAGCUCGGGAACCUGUGGAAAGAGGUUGCUGGAAUGGUCGCCGAGCGCGUAGUGGACCCCUCGACGAAACGGCCAUAUAGCGUUAGCUUGAUCGAAAAGGCCAUGAGCGAGAUUCACUUCAAUGUCAAGGCGGACAAGCCUGCAAAGUCUCAGGCACUAGAAUGUAUCAAGGCGCUCAUGCAGUCUUCACCGCUUCCGGUUCAAAAGGCCGAGAUGAAGGUCCGGAUCACCAUGCCUCCGAAGGAUGGGAAACGCCUUGCCGAACAGGUCCGUGGGCUGAGCAGUCAGGGUGGGAUCGAGGAGGACGAGAUGAGCGCAGAAGAAUGGGAAGUCAUCAUGAGGAUCCCACCGGAGAACUUCCGACUCUUGACGGAUUUGAUGGAGAAGGAGACGAAGGGGAAAGGUCGAGUAGAGUCGAUGGGUUUUGCAGUCGUUGCCAAGGAGGAAAAAUUCGAAUAGAGGGAGACUUUGAACCGGCCAUUCACGUGCCAUCGUGUUGUAUCCCUAUCUUGUCUUAUCUUGCCUUGCCUUGUGCAUGAUUCAUGCUCUUUUGAUGAUGCCUAGAGCUCGAGGAAAACACAAUGCAGAAGAGCUUAUCGUCGAA